CGACGCUUGGGGUGGAUGAUGGCGGACAGCGCGAGCGAGAGCGACACGGACGGCGCGUGCGGCGGCUCGACGGUUCCUCCGUGCGCCUCGUCGUCCUCCGGCGAGCCGGGCGUCGUGAUCUCGCCGUUCCGCCUGGAGGAGCUGACGAACCGCCUGGCGUCCCUGCAGCAGGAGAACAAGGUGCUGAAGAUCGAGCUGGAGACGCUGAGGCUGAAGUGUAAAGCCCUGCAGGAGGAGAACCGAGACCUGCGCAGGGCCAGCGUCACCAUCCAAGCCAGGGCAGAACAAGAAGAGGAAUUCAUCAGUAACACCCUGUUCAAGAAGAUUCAGGCUCUGCAGAAGGAGAAAGAAACGCUAGCCGUCAAUUAUGAGAAGGAAGAGGAAUUCCUUACCAACGAGCUGUCAAGAAAACUUAUGCAACUCCAGCAUGAGAAAGCCGAGCUGGAGCAGCACUUGGAGCAGGAGCAGGAGUUCCAGGUCAACAAGCUGAUGAAGAAGAUCAAGAAGCUGGAGAACGACACCAUCUCCAAACAGCUCACCUUAGAACAGCUCAGGCGAGAGAAGAUUGACUUGGAAAACACAUUGGAGCAGGAGCAGGAGGCCCUGGUCAACCGGCUGUGGAAGCGCAUGGACAAGCUGGAGGCAGAGAAAAGGAUCCUGCAGGAGAAACUGGACCAGCCGGUGUCCGCCCCGCCGUCGCCCAGGGACAUCUCUAUGGAGAUCGACUCCCCGGAGAACAUGAUGAGGCACAUCCGUUUCCUGAAGAGCGAGGUGGAGAGGCUGAAGAAGAACCUCCGCACGGCCGAGCUGCAGCACACAGAGAAGCGGGCCCAGUACAUCGAGGAGGAACGGAUCAUGCGCGAGGAGAACCUGCGUCUACAGAGGAAGCUGCAGCGGGAGGUGGAGCGCCGUGAGGCUCUGUGCAGACAGCUCUCCGAGAGUGAGUCCAGCCUGGAGAUGGACGAUGAGAGGUACUUCAACGAAAUGUCGGCCCAGGGUCUUCGUCCUCGCACAGUGUCCAGUCCGAUUCCGUACUCACCCUCCCCGAGUUCCAGCAGACCCAUAUCACCAGGCCUAUCCUUUGCCAGUCACACAGUGGGCUUUACCCCUCCAACUACACUGACCCGGGCAGGCAUGUCCUACUACAACACGCCUGGCCUGCACGUGCACGUGGGGGCCUCACAUGGAAUUGCGAGGCCGUCGCCAAGAAGAAGCAACAGUCCGGACAAGUUCAAGCGUCCGACCCCCCCUCCUUCUCCCAACACCCAGGCUGGGGUGGUGCAGCCCGGACCUCCUCCGCCCCCGGCCCCCGCGCAUCUGGCCAGCAUUCAUGCGGCACCGCCAGCCUCCCAGCCGUAGGGCCCUGGGAUUGAACCUGCACCGGGGCUCCUGCAUCACUACCCUCUGUACAUGGAGUCGCCUUCCUCCUCUUGCACUGAGAAUCAUAUAGGCGUCACUGUGAUUCUCUACUGUGUUCAUCAGUUUUUUUUUUAGGUUUUUGUUUCCUGAUUUAUUCCAUCCACCAACCCUGUGCAGCUCUUUGGUCAUAACAUCAAUUGCAACACUAAACUGGCUCCUUGUUUUUCCUUUCUUUUUUUUUUUGAAAUGUGGAGGGUUCAUGGCUCUUGGUGAAGUGCACGCUCACUUUUGUGAGUGUGAGGGAGGGAAACACUCACCAGUCCGGCAUUCCUCUUGGCCCUGGGUGAGGUUUUUGUCCAGCGCAGAGACCACAGACUAUGUGAGCCCUGCCCCCGAACCCACCCUAACUUUGCUUACAGACAACUAAUUGAACGCAAGGUACUGGUAAGGAAAAGGCGAAAUGCAUAACGCUAGUUUUUUGUUUGUCGUCCCCCAUCCCCGACACCCUCCAUGUUGCUGUGUGUAAAUUUGAGGCCGGCAACAGUGCUGCUGAGAGACCGCUGGGCGGGGAAUCGUAGGACUGUGUGGCACAGUGCUUCAGGUGGAGGUUGAGCAUGCACAGGGGCUCUGCCGCCAGUCUGGCACUCACCACCCCACCGCUUGUGAAUCAAGAUGAUCAGUCAGAGACGUGGUGGCAUCGGAGUCCACUCUGCUCGUGCCUAAUGGAGGGGGAAACCCACUCACGCAGUCGAAUGCGUUUGCUAGAUCUGGAUGUGAAUGAAGAGGGUGUAUUUACCUGGCCCGGCCUGAGCAGGCAAACCAUUUUUUUUGUUUUUUUGUUUGUUUUUCCUUAUAAGCUCUAAGGGAGAAAGAAUAGUUUACAUAUAUGCUGCUGUUGGUUUAUUGCACAGAUUGAAUGUGCUGACUCAGCACGUGUACUGGUGCACCUGCUGUUGUGAGCAGGUGCUUGUGUGUGUCGUAAUGAAAUGCCUUGGUCCAGAGGGAAACAGAGCGGAGCACGUAGAUUCUUGUCCUCAGUUCUUCUCCACCCAGAUUUUUUCCUAAACAGUGUCUAACUGGCACCACUGUGACUUUUGCUCCACCUACCCUUCCAGAAUGUGUUGUUGAAGUACAGCUUUGUGGAUUGAUUUUAAAAAGAUUUGUAUUGCAUACCCCCUCGAGACACAACUCACUCAGUGAGAGAAAGUGUAAAUAGAACCUCUUCUUUUUGUAAGCUUUGUGAAGUGUGCAGGGAAGGUUAGUCUGUUUCGAAGCAUUUGAACCUGUCCUCAUGCCUCCUGUGUGUUUGUGAUCGCGUCUUAGACCCUGUCCAUGGGUGAUGCUAGCUUUCACUCAUUUUCAUGACCGGUUUCACUUUACCAAAUGCCUAUCAGUUAGUGCAGCUAAAAUGCAGAACAAGAAAAUCAAGCACUUACUGUAUAUAGUGAAAAAUGCUAAUUUAUCGCAAAAUCGCAGUGGAUCAACGAAAUCAGUGGAAUGAAGAUAAAAUUGCUGGUACUAAGCAUUUCCAUUGUAGUUGAGGCCCUGACAUUUCGAGAGAUUCUGGGUCUAAGUGACGCCAGCUCUGCCACUCUGAGAGAACAUGGCUACUGAGUGACUGACUCGGUACAAGUGUGUCGUUCAUGGGUGUAUGUGUGGUGUUUUUGGUUUUCUUUGUCAUGCAAAUCUGUCAUAAGACCCUGGAAACCAGGGAUGAUUUUUUUUUAUUUAAAAAAAUUCUUUGUUUACCUUUUUAUUCAUUUCAAUGUAAAUAUUCAUUUAGAUGUUGAGAGGAAAAAGAAGUAUUUAGUUUUACCCUGAAGUGUUCACAUGCAUUUCUAGUUUGGGUUUCUGGUUUUACAAGAGGUUGGAUUACACCAGUUUUGUUGUUACCGUUUUCUUUUUAAGACAAUUGACGAAUGAAUGUAACUUUUUCUCAUGUUUUACUGCUGUCUUUAAUGGGUGGGACACCUUUGAGCCUUAACUCACUGUGGUAUUGCUAAAUGUAAGCAUUAUCUAGCUUAUCCCCACAUCAAAUAAUUAAAGCCUUAAUAUGUGGUCCCA
Molecule: messenger RNA, 3423 nt
Organism: Electrophorus electricus (electric eel)
Lineage: Eukaryota; Metazoa; Chordata; Actinopteri; Gymnotiformes; Gymnotidae
Gene: ccdc6b
Product: coiled-coil domain containing 6b
Source: RefSeq, a predicted model, not a curated record